This is a messenger RNA of Tetranychus urticae (two-spotted spider mite), 917 nucleotides long. Its product is annotated as glutathione S-transferase Mu 1. Gene Ontology annotation, biological process: glutathione metabolic process. Gene Ontology annotation, molecular function: glutathione transferase activity. The record is from RefSeq and is a predicted model, not a curated record. NCBI's taxonomy places the organism in Eukaryota, Metazoa, Arthropoda, Arachnida, Trombidiformes, Tetranychidae.
AGGUUUCCAAUGGUUUACUGAUAAAAUAAGAAACUGUCUAACCGAUUUGCUCUUCAUUUGUAUCAUUGACUUUUUUUAGUAAAUUGUUGGCCUUAAUUAUGAAUCCAGUGAUUGGUUAUUGGACAUAUCGUGGCAAUGUUGAGCCCAUCUUGUUGUUACUCAAGCAAGCUGACCAACCCUUUCAAAUGAAAACCUACAAACAGGGAGUUGGACGAGAUUAUCUUGGUAUUGAAUGGCCAACUGAUAAGAAACAGUUGAACUUGUUUUAUCCCAACUUGCCUUAUAUCGUUGAUGGAGACAUUAAGAUAAGUCAGACUUUGGCUAUUCUCCGUUAUCUGGCUCGUAAACAUGAUUUAGGGCCAAGAAAUGAACUGGAAACAGUCCGAUCCGAUAUCGCUGAACAAGGUGCCUUUGAAAUGAUGUGUUCAUUAUGGUCAGCUUGGUACGUUGAGACUAACCAAGAAUAUGAGAAUCGUCGACCUGGUUUGGAGUCUUAUUUGGUUGAGAAGUUGGUUCACACUGAGAACGUUCUUGGUUCCAACAAGUUCAUCCUCGGUGAUAGAGUUACUUACGUUGACUUUUUACUCUACUCAACACUCGACUACAUCAGACUGUAUAAAGCUUCCUUGCUGGAUUCCCAUGAAAACCUGAGAAAAUUUCUUGACCGAAUUGAAGCUUUACCCAAAAUCAAACCCUAUUUCAAUGAUGAAAAGUUCACUCGAUUCCCAAUCAUUGGGUCACGAGCCAAGUUUGGUCAUUACAAACCAGUUCAGUAACCAAAUGAAAGUCGAGGAAAAUGUGAAAUAAAUUAUCAUUAAUAAAGAUAGUUCACUGAAUUUACAACAAUAAUUUGAUCGAUUGUCCUUGUACCGACUAUUGUUAUAAAUAAAACACAUCCAUCAUCAUCAUUAUAUUAA